UCUCUGUUUAUAAUUUCGGUGUGGAUCGCCGGCACUUGCGCACGCGCGUUAUUCGCGUUUCCGUGUUAUGGGAAAAACAUAUUUGAAGUGAAAACUCGUAUAAUACUUCCAGUGCUUGUGAUAUUACUUAAGGUUAUUAUUACGUGAGGCAGAUGUUCAAAAAAUUUGCCCUGUUCAUUGCCUUUACAGCUGUAGGCAUUGGUAUCGCAACUAAAUAUAACCAACUUCAUAGCGUUCCCGAUCUACCAGAACUUGAUUUAGAAAGAUGGUGGGGAGACGGCGACAAACCAAAGCAAGAAGACAAGUCUAUAAGACCUUUUAAAGUUGUCUUCAAUGAUACGAUGAUAGAAGAUUUAAAAAGCAGAUUAAAAAACAGACGUUCAUACACCAGACCGAUGGAAGGUACGCAAUCCGAAUACGGUAUGAACACAGUAUAUUUGGAAAAGAUGUUAAAUUACUGGAUGGAAGAGUAUAAUUUUAAAGAGAGAGCCAAACGUCUCAAUAGAUUUCCACAUUACAAAACAAAAAUACAAGGGCUGGACAUUCAUUACAUAAGAGUGAAACCGGAAGCUAAAAAUUUAAAAGUACUGCCAUUGCUACUUAUGCACGGAUGGCCAAGUUCGUCAAAGGAAUUCGAUAUGGCAAUACCUAUGCUCACGACACCGAGAAGUGGAUAUGAUUUCAUUUUUGAGGUUGUCGCUAUCGAUUUGCCGGGCUUUGGAUUUUCGGAGGGCACAAACAAACCGGGCUUGAGCCCUCUACAGAUGAGUAUAAUAAUGAGGAACCUGAUGAAACGGUUAGGUUUUAAGAAGUACUAUAUUCAGGCGGGUGAUUGGGGCUCGCAAACUGGUACUCAUUUAGCCACAGUCUUCCAAGAUGAAGUGUUAGGAUUCCAUACGAACAUGCCAGUAUCCUCGAGACCGAUAAGUAACCUCAAAUAUAUCUUAGGGUCACUAUUUCCUAGUUUUAUUGUAGAAGAGAAACAUAGACAUAGGAUGUAUCCCCUAAAGGAUCUAUUCUCGUAUUUAAUGAGGGAGAGCGGUUACUUUCAUUUGCAAGCUACAAAACCGGAUACAAUAGGUGCUGCUUUAGCAGACACGCCAGCAGGUCUUGCUGCAUAUACCCUGGAAAAGAUAGGUGUUUGUAGCAAUAGGGAUCAGCUGCAUACACCACAUGGGGGUUUGGCAGAAAUCGACAUUGACGAUUUGUUAGAUACCGUUACUAUAUUAUGGGCAAACGAACGGAUUACAACCUCGGUGAGAGUAUAUGCGGAAGCCUUCGCAUGGCCAGAAGUAUUUGUUGUUCAUGAAAUCCCAACUUAUGUGCCAACGGCUGCUAUAAAUUUUCUUUAUGAAGUGGUAUACCAGCCUGAUUGGAUUCUACGCGAUAAAUUCCCUAAUCUAGUACAUUCCACAACACUGGAUUUCGGAGGUCAUUUCGCUGCAAUGCACACACCCAAGGAGUUAGUCGAUGAUGUUUUUGAAUCUGUGGUCGAAUUUAUAAAAUUUCACGAGAGAAAUAAUUAUAAUAAAUAAAAUACUCUUGUUUAAUUAUGUAUCUAUAAUAUAGAUUUUUAGACAGUCAUCGAUAACUUUCUAAAAACAAAAAUAAAAUGAUUACUGUUACUUGCAUUUACCAAGAAAAUAAUGUAAGGAAUAUGUACAUGAUCAAUACAAUCCAUAAUAUAAUCCUAAAAACUCAAUCCUAUAUUUGAUAUGAUAUCUUUGAACAACAAGAAAAAGAUCUGCAAUAGCGGUAUUUUAACAUAAAAGAUAACGCUACCUAAACCGUUAAACCGAAUGGGGGUAGAUAAGAUCUUUGGAGAUCGAAUGACUCCGCAAUAGACUGAAGCCACUUUUUUCAAUCAGUGCAAUAGUAAACGUAUAUUUUUAUCAGUAUAAACGAUCAAGUACACGAUGUCAUUUUUCUUUACAUAUAUGGCAGCUGGAACAAUAUCCACUGAAUAUGAAAUGUGCAACACGAAAAUCUUAUCGGUUUCGCUUGUACCUAUUAUUUACUAGUGAUGUAAUAAAUCAAAGGUAAUCUAUUCAUAUUAUGACUAAAGUAAACACGAAGAAGCUUAAUUUUAUUCGGUAUAUUAUGAAGUGUCGGUGAGAAAAAAAAUUGUCGUCCAGUGCGAGUCAGAUUCGCGCACCGUAGGAGUUAUAAUCUGUAUACAUAAUAGGUAAAUGUGACUACUGAUUGACUUACUGACCGACCGGCUGACGGACUGACUAACCGUGAUUUACGUGACUAGCAACACACAGCUCAAACCACUGCAAGGAUCGGUCUGAAAUUUGGGCCUACAGUUUGCUAUUAUAACGUAGACGUCCGCUAAGGAUACAAGUAAUAAUCCUAAAUCAAUCUGUAUGUAAUACAGAUUGAUUUAGGAUUAUUAUAGGAUUCAAAACCAUAAACAGAACCGUUCUAGGUCUAUCUGUCCUUGCGACCAUGGUAAGUGUCAAGGCUUUUUUUUCAGCGACGGACUUGACUAUAUAAUAAACUGACAAUAUCCUAUAGCACUUUACUGUUGAAUAUUCAAUAUUAAAUUGAAGGUACUUGUAUCCUUAGCGGACGUCUACGUUAUAAUAGCAAACUGUAGGCCCAAAUUUCAGACCGAUCCUUGCAGUGGUUUGAGCUGUGUGUUGCUAGUCACGUAAAUCACGGUUAGUCAGUCCGUCAGCCGGUCGGUCAGUAAGUCAAUCAGAAGUCUUUAUUUGGUCAGCCAGAACGAAGAAGUAUACCUUACUUCUUCAUCAGGUCAAUUAAACCAGAAUAUAAUGGCGACUUUCAAACUAACUGUUGUAAAAAAAAGCCGGGAAGUAAGAUAUAGUUCUUUUUUUAAAUUUCCUAUUAAUUUCGUUGGCAUUUAUUUGUACGUACAUAUUGUGAGGAGUUUUGGUCUAUAUAUUAAUUGUUCAAGGAAUGAAGGACAAAAGACUUUAUUUAGUUUUAAGAUAAAAAGCAAUAAACGUUUUUUUUUCUCUUUCA
This is a messenger RNA of Pararge aegeria (speckled wood butterfly), 2991 nucleotides long. RefSeq names its product juvenile hormone epoxide hydrolase-like (gene Jheh-lp1). Lineage: Eukaryota; Metazoa; Arthropoda; Insecta; Lepidoptera; Nymphalidae. Gene Ontology annotation, molecular function: epoxide hydrolase activity. Gene Ontology annotation, biological process: epoxide metabolic process. The coding region runs from base 153 to 1535 and encodes 460 amino acids. The record is from RefSeq and is a predicted model, not a curated record. The transcript has 7 exons.